UUCCCUCUCCCUUCUCUCUCUUCUUCCCUUUCCCCCUCUCUCCUUCCGGGGUAGCGGACGGCGCGGGUGGGCGGCGGAGCAGGCGAGCUCCGGCGGCGGCGGCGGGCAUGUUUGGCGCCGCCCCCCGACUGGAGCGCCGCCGGUCCGCGUGAAGGGAAGUCCGGGGAGGUCCGGCAGUCGGCGGCCGGCGGCGGGAGCGCUGGGCGGGCAGAUGAACGGGGCGGCGGCGGGCAGAGCGGAGCGCGAUGGACGGAGUGGCGGGGCGGGGCGGGCAGAGCGGCGGCACGAAGCCGAAGGGGCGCCAGCCUCGUCAUCGUCGUCUACCGGCGCGUACCGGCGCGAAGCCAGUGGGGCGCGCGGGGCGGAGUGGGGCGGCGGGGACGACAUGAUGCGUGGCGCCGCGGCUCGUUCGGGUUCCAUGGUCCCCGCCCUCGUUCGAGCAGUAGGACGGACAUGGUCGAGCUCUACCGGAGGGCCUUCGACGGGCUCGCCGCGCCCUUCUCGGAGUUCUUGGGGUACCGCGAGGACGGCGAGGAUGCCACCGUCCGCUGGCUCGACGCCCAGCCGGCCAAGUCCGUCGUGUACGUCGCGCUAGGCAGCGAGGUGCCACUGCGCGUGGAUAAGGUCCACGAGCUCGCGCUCGGGCUGGAGGUCGCCGGGACGCGCUUCCUGUGGGAUCUGAGGAAGCCCACUGGCGUCUCCGACACCGACCUCCUCCCCGCCGGCUUCGAGGAGCGCACGCGCGGUCGCGGCGUCAUGGCGACGAGAUGGGUUCCUCAGAUGAGCAUACUGGCGCACGCCGAGAAGUCGUCGCGGCAGCGAUUCGUGCAGUCGCGGUGGAGGAAGAAAGCAGCAAAGCGUUUUAAGCCAAUACCAAGAAGAUGCAGGAGAUCGUCGCGGACAUGGCCUGCCGUGAGAGAUUGACAAAUUGUACAGGCAAGAUAUCAAGAUCAUGGGCUUUUUCAUCUCCAAACGGCGAGGGCGGGGACACGGCGGCUCGUUCGAGUUCCACACGGCGGUGGAGGCGGCGCAGCAGGCCAUCGCCACCAGGCACGUAGAAGGGCGGCGGACGGCUUGGCGAACGGCGCAAGAAAGAGAUGGCCGCCGCCGCCCCAUGCGCCUCGCGCGCCGUUGCCCGCCGCCGGCCAUGCGCUGUCCGCCGCCGCUCGCCGUGCUGGACACCGCCCGGCGAGAGGAGGGAGCAGAGAGAUGGGGAGAGCCGGAGAGAAGGAAGAAGAGGAUUGGAUUUGGUCAUUUGAGAAUGACUUGUGGGGCCCACGUGGGCCCCACCAUAUUUAUUUUUUUUAGCUGACAUGUGGGACCCACCAUUUUAAAAUUAUUUUUUCUGUU
Oryza sativa Japonica Group (Japanese rice) is the source of this 1350-nucleotide messenger RNA. RefSeq names its product UDP-glycosyltransferase 91D2. The record is from RefSeq and is a predicted model, not a curated record. Gene Ontology annotation, molecular function: UDP-glycosyltransferase activity. Lineage: Eukaryota; Viridiplantae; Streptophyta; Magnoliopsida; Poales; Poaceae.